Molecule: messenger RNA, 11892 nt
Organism: Papilio xuthus (Asian swallowtail)
Lineage: Eukaryota; Metazoa; Arthropoda; Insecta; Lepidoptera; Papilionidae
Gene: mv
Product: lysosomal-trafficking regulator mauve
Molecular function (GO): protein binding
Source: RefSeq, a predicted model, not a curated record
UUUACCUUUUUAGAUCCCCGAAAAUGCCGUAUGUCUGCGUAUAUGCGUACAGUGGAUAUUAUUCAUUGAAAUACCUAUCUAUGUAUUUCUUGAUGACCGACGAUGUAAAACGGGACCUUUGAAAUAAAUCUUAUAAGUUUAUAUUGUUUUGCGGCGAGAGCAGUCGCAGUGCGAGCUAUACGUGUCACAUAAUGACCUCACAGAUAAGGUUUCUCGGAGUACCGCACACAGCACAGUACACCUCCGCCUCCGCGACAGGAGCGCGCUCGCUCGCGGACCAUUUAUCAAUUGUAUCAUUGUGCUCUAAUCCAGAUCAAUGGGUAUCUGUAGCCGGGACUGUGCAUGAGCCGACAACAGAGCCCCCUGUCUCCGGCUCACGGAACUAUAGCCGAGAUCAAAGGUUGAAACGCGGCGGAUAUGGCAGCAGAGGAGGAACCAGACUCCUUAAAAAUAUAUUGGGAACACUUCUUCAAGGCUGAGACCGGCACUUAUGAGAAGUCGACAUGGCUGGAGCUCUUCCUGGCGGAGUUCCUCGUGCGGCUCCAAGAGGGCGUCGAUGCCAACCAGCUCAUCAAGUUCUGUCCGGUGAGCGGUGUGGUGACGCUGGUGGGGUGCGAGCUGCUGUGCGGCAUCCACCGCGUCACCUCCGCCGCCAACCUGCACCACGCCGCUCCCCCGGCACCACCACCUCCACCACCACCACCACCACCACACGACUCCGGCAACGGCUUCGCCAACGGACAUGAUGUGUGUGAUGGCGGGGUUGAGGGGGGAGCGUGCGUCGCGCGCGCGCCGGCGAGCGUGUUCAGCCGCGCGCAGGCGCAGGCGCAGGCGAGCGGCGCGGUGCUGCGCGCGUACGUGCUGCGCGGCCCCGCCUGGCGCUGCCUCGUGCUGCUGCGCACGCUCGGCGUCGAGGGUCUGUCGUGCUGCCGGCAGCUGAGCUCUGUGCUGGUGUGGCUGUGGGGCGAGCUGGCGGGCGGCGCGGCCAGCCCGGGCUCCACGCCGCCGCGCGCCCCGCACCCGCCUCCCAUACACACGCUCUUCUCGCACAGAAUCUGGGCCAAACAAAAAUUAAAUCAAGCAACUAAAACAAGUUCGAUCGCUUCCUCAGCGAGAUGUUCCACAAUAGGACGGACGAAGCACAACGGCGUCGCUAAACCGGAUUCCUCAGACGCAAAAGGCAAACGACGCUCUCUCAUAGAGUCCGAGCCGUCCACGGAGUCCGCGGACUCCAACGACGAGCUGCACAUACUGAACAAGUCCAUGGCCAUCAAAGUGAGCGCGCCCAGCGAUCACUUCGAGUACUUCGACUCGCCGGUGCGCUCCUCCAACGACUACCACAACGAGAUGCUCUACACGGACCCCUUCUACACCCCGCGCAAGUCUAAACCCAAAGCCGACGACUUCAUGAACGACAAACAUAAGGAAAUUAUCAACACCGAAAUCGGUAGCUUCGACUUCAUGCUCCUCAUCACGGAGCUACUGCAGGAGCUGUGCAAGGCGGAGAGCAGCCUCUCCGGCGCCGAGGGGUCGCAGAUCUCCAUGCAGUGCAUUAACUUUUCCUUGAAGAACCUCUGCUCCCUGCAGUUCGGCUCCAUGCCGGCCCGGGUCAACUACGACGGUGAACAGAUGUCGAGGAUUAAACUGGCCCUCACGGAGCUCCUCAUCGUCUCGCUGGACAAGGUGUUGAUCCACUCGGGUUUGUGUGCCAAACUAAUCAAUAGCGGCGUUCUGCCGAUGCUCCUCAGGAUCCUGGAAGAUGUCAUAUGUAAGUCUAACGCCAAGUAUAGCGCUAGGGAGGACCGCCCCGCUCAUUCCGAAGCCCUGGAAAAGUCGAGCGAGAAGGAAGCGGAAAACUUGCUGAAAUACGUGUUCGGAAUAGCGUACUCUAUUGCGGCCUUCUUCCACUGUCUGUUGAUGCAGUGCCGCACCGUGGACAAGCUCAGAGAGUUCACCGACCAGUUCAAGCUGUACGGGGAAUGUCUGAAAGGAGGCCUUCUCAAGGAGUGCAUAGAGCUGAUGAUCAGAAUUCCUCACGCGGAGGAAGAAACUAGCGUGAUAUUGAUUGAGAAGCUUAUAGAAUGUAUAGGAAAACUGGUGAGCGGCAUGAAGCGCGUGAGAAGCGAGGUGAUCCACUCGGCGGCGUGCGGACGGAGCUGGCACAAGGCGUGCCGGGCGCGCGUGCUCGCCGGCAUGCACCACCACCACGACGUGCUGGGCGAGGCGGGCCCCGGCCUGCCGCUGCCCUCCGCCUGCUGCGUCUCACUGCUCUACGGCACCCUCACGGCCCUCGUCACCGACGACCGGGUCUCGGCGCAGCCCGACCUCAGGACCAAAAUACUGCGAGUGAUGCUCAAGUGCGGCGUGUGCUGUUGCUUCUCCCCCGGCUUCCUGAUGGAGUGCAUCGUCAGGUUGAUGUUGACGCACAACAGCGUCGCGCCGCGAUGUCUCCGGCUCCUCGAGCACACCGUCUACGGCGACCUCGGCUCCAGCAUACUGAUUCCCCGCGUGACGGACCAGCUGCCCUGCUCCAUUUGCGAGCCCUGCGACGACAACAGAGACCUGGGGAGGAAGUAUUGCCACCACGGGGUGAGCCCAAUAGAGAGAAAGAGCGUGUGGUCGUUUCUCAUCCACUACAACUCGUUGCUUCAAUUGGACAACCAUAACAACGUGUUGCACGCGGCGGUCAGCCACCUGCUGAAGGUGACGCCCAAGUGCCGCAUGGAGAUGAAGUACGAGCUGCUAUUCAGCGUCAUCUAUCCCACCUUCAUCGUGUCCAAGCAUCGCUACAUCAUAAAGCGAGAGGAGUCCGCCUACUUCCUGACCGUGUCUUGUCUCAAUAUCUUUGCGAGUCUUCUGAACACGGUGUCUUUCGCAGAACAGUUUAUACAAAAAGGUGGCCUCAGCUACGUCCUCGAAUUGGUAUCGUUGCCGGAAUUUUCCAACCAGUGCUGCGCGAUUCUCGAAAUCGCUAUUAUCGUGGAAAUAUACAAACUGAUGAGGGAGAACGCGGAGCUCACCUACUACCGCGACAUAAGCUCGCUGGCCUCCGUGCGGAUGUUGUUCAAAUGUCUGUCGGAGGUGACCGACAGGUGCUACAACAUAUAUAAACUGCAGCUGCCCGCCGACAAGUUCCAGGAGCUCUGCGAUCUCACCAGGGAGAAGGAAAUACUCGAAAUGAACACGGAAACGGUGGAAAAGAUGUCGAAGACAAGUAACACUUUAGUAUCGAACGACCGAGCCGAGGAAUCGAGCGAGGACUACAUCGAGGUGUUGAAGACGAUCGGCACGUUCUGGAAGUCGUGCGCGGGGCUCUGCCUGCUGUGUCCAAUGUUCCGCGAGCACGUGGCGCGCGCGCCGCUGCUGGCGCACAGCUACGUGCUGCUCAAGCUGGCGCUGCACCGCCUGUGUCACCCGCCCGCACCCGCAGCCCCCGCCGAGACCCGCCUGCUCGUCGCCCUCAUGGAGUCCCUGCUCACCGUGCAGUUCGCCGUCUCUGACACGACGAGCGGAGGGUCGCGCACGGCCAGCUGCGGCGUGGUGCGCAGCGCGCUGCGAGCCGCCACCGCCGCCACCGCCACCCCCACGUGCAGCGGCGCGGGCCUGAGCGCGCUGUGCGACGCCCUCAUCGGCGUGGCAGUGGCGCGCCCCAGUCGCCGCCUCGCCAUGCCGCGUCUCGCCCCCGCUAAGGUGCCGCCGCUGCAGUGCGAGUCGAGCGGCAGCUCCGCGGAGGGCUCAUCGGGCGAGGAGACCGGCCCUCUCGGCGGCUCGCACGCCAGUCCCUACGCCAGCGAGCUCAGCGACCCCCACCCGCCCGACGACGACGGCUACGAGGCGGACGUGGAGGCGGGCAAGCUGGCGGACAAGCUGGCGGGCAAGCUGGCGGGCCGCGACCUCGCGCACACCGCGUCCGUGCUCGGCGGCCUCCCCGACUACCAGUCGCCGAUGGAGGCGCUGUGCGGAGAGCGCGCGGCCCCGGGCCCCGCCCUGGCGCACCCCGAGCUCUGCCUCGUAGUGGUCGACAUCCUCUCGCAGCUCGUCCAGAGGGUGGUGGAGGAGGAGAGCAACAACGGCACGCAGGAGAGCCUGGAGCGCGUCUGCGGCGGACUGGCGCGCGCGCUGGCCGCCAGGCUGGCGGGCGGAGGCGCGCCGGCGGGCCUGCUGCGCCGUCUGCUCGCCCCGCCCGCCGCCGCCCUGCUGCGCCGCACCGACCCUCGCCUCGCAGAACUGCAACACAGCAUAUUGGAACUAAUACACGUGGUGGCCUCCCAGAGCGUGGAGCCGCGGGAGCUGGCGGCGCUGCUGCGGCUGGCGGCGGCGGACCGGCCGCCGCUGGGCGCGCUGCUCUCCGCGCUGCGGCGUCUCCUGGCGCACGCAGACCCCUGCACGCCGGACUUCGCGCUUCAAUUCCCCCUACCACUCCACCCCCGCUCCUCCGACGGUGAGAGUCCACUUAAGCAUCAAAAGUUCACAAUCCGACUUGUUGCAAGGAACCGUUCGCUUGUUGCUACAGAUGCGAGGGCUCCGUGCGGCGCGGGCGCGGCGCGCUGCACCGUGGACGGCGCCAACUGGGGGCCCUGGCUGCAGGGCUUCGCUCUCGUGCUAUGGCUGCAGCCGUUACCAGAGGCUAAGUGCGAAGACUACGACGAGGUGGACAGAGCGGCGCCGAUGGGGGAGGAGGCGGAGGAGACGAAGGAGGCGGUCGGGGAGCGAGGCGAGGCGGGGGCCGCGGUGCACGUGCUGUCGCUGGGCCAGGACUCGCUCACCUUCGAGCUGUGGCUGAACGUCGCUACAGGCGUGCCGUCGGUGCGACUGUCGCGCGGCGAGGGCGUGGGCGUGGGCGUGGGCGGGGGCGUGGCGGAGUGCGGAGGGGGCGGGGCGCGCGCGCUGUGCGAGGGCAGCGCGGCGUGCCGGCUGCGUGCCGCGCGCUGGUCCUGCCUGGCGCUCAACGUGCGCGAGGCCGUGCUGCGCCGCAAGAUACACAUACAGGUUACAUUCUACCUGAACGGGCGGGAGUGCGACACCGUGUCGUUACCUUUACAAGGCAUCUUGGUGCGCAAGAUGUCGGCGACGAGCGUGUCGCUGGGGCAGGUGGGGGUGGGGCCGCUGGCGCUGUACCGCGCGCCGGUGCUGUCCGCGCCCGCCGCGCUGCACCUCGCCGCGCACGGCCCGGACCACGCCUGCCAGGUGAUGUGCGAGGAGCCCAACUACUCUGCUAUAUUGACGCCCGACGUGCUGGACAUGAACGUGGACUGGGAACAGGUGUUCGAGAUACCGGCGGCGGCGCUGCGCGAGCUACACGACCAGCUGCUGGCCACGUACUCCGCGCACGCGCACGAUCACGUCAACCUCUACCAGCAAGUGUCCGCGCCGCAGACAGUGUCGGGGUUCAGCGGGCGGGGCGGCGGGUGCGCGGGCAGCGGCGUGGCGGACACGCUGCGCGUGCAGUGGAAGGCCGAGGCGCGCGUGCAGCGGCACCGAGGCUUCGCGCCCGCGCUUCUGCUGCUCGGCGGACCAGAAAUACUGCUCUACUUAUUUGCGAGGGUGGUGGAGGCGGGCGGCUGCGCGGAGCAGCAGGCGGCGGCGCUGGGCGUGGCGCUGCGGGCGGGGCGCGCCGACGCCCGCCUGCACGCCGCGCUGUACGCGCGCGACGCGCUGCAGCUGCUGCUGCCCGUCCUGGCCGCGCCCUCCUGCAGAGUCUCGCACCACAUGCUCAAGGAAAUCCUGGACGUGGCGUGCACCGGGUCGCUGCUGAGCGUGAGCGGGCAGUCGGUGCGGCUGGCGGCGCGGGCCGACUGCGCGCUGCGCGAGCCGCGGCUGCUGCUGCUGCUGCUGCGCGCGUGGCCGCACCUCCACACCGUGCAGGUGUCGUGGGAGGUGGAGGGGGGCGAGGUGACGGAGAACGGCUCGCUGUGGGCGCUGGCGCUGGAGGCGAUCUGCGCGCUGCUGCGUGACGGCCCGCGCCGCGCUUUCAAUCAGCACCAGGCGGCGCGCGCGCACCUGCUGCGGCACCUCCUGCUCGCCUGCAAGGAACGGUUCCUGAACUCUGAUAGCGGGCCGCUGAGCACGUCGGCCAGCAACAGCCUGGUGGAGCUGGUGCGCGCGCUGGUCGGCACGCCGCCGCUGCCCGCGCACCUCGCGCUGCUCUGCGACUUCCUGCUGCUCAUGCACCAGGCGAGCGAUACCUUCGUGACGCACUCCCGCGCCAACUUCUACUUCCUGCUGACGGCGGAGUCGCCGGAGUCCAGCGAGUUCAACUUCCUCACUUUCAUUAACAAGCGCAAAAACAAACAGCACAAACUCAGAAGGAGUUUGGAGAGGCUCGCGCUCAACGACCCCCCCGAGGGAGUCGAGAGCUCGGAGGGUACGGAGGGCGCGGAGGGUGCCGCAGAUGAUACGCACCGCGCCCACAACACCAAGCACAUGAAGGGCCUCAUCAACGCACACAUCAGGGACAGCAGAAAGGAAAAUGGCGCGGCUUCACAAACCAACGGAACUCCUGUAGGUGCAAGUGACGCGGUGGGUGAGGUGGGCGAGGUGGGUGAGGUGGGUGAGGUGGGCGAGGUGGGCGCAGUGGGCUCGGCGAGCGGCGGCGGGGGCGCGGAGGCGCUCAGCGGCUACGUGCUGGUGGACGAGGACGAGCUGCGCCACACCACAGUGGAGCUGUACACCGGCGGCAUCUACCACCAGAGACGCGUGCGCGCCGGAGCCGAGCCGGGCUGGACGGCGUGCGCGGGCCUGCUGCUGCUGCUGCGCGACUCGUUGGCCGCGCUGCCCGAUCACCUACUCGCUCAGACGGUGUGCGGGCCGGUGCUGGCGGAGAGCCUGGUGGUGCUGGCCAACCACCGCACGGCGUGCGUGCGCGCGGCCGUGGUGCGCUGCGUGUGCGCGCUGCAGCGCCGCGCCCCGCGCGCCCUCGCCGCCACCGCCACCGCCGCCGGCGCGCACUACUACGCGCACCUCGCCGAUCAGAUAUCCCUGUACCCCGGCUCGUGGGAGCUGGCGACGGCGUGCGCCGCGCUGCUCACCAAGUGCGAUGUGCCUUUAGAGGAUCAACUGGACGAUGACAUCUGGGUGGAGCUGGGGGAGGAAGCGGCACAGCGCGGCGCCCCGCUGCUGGCGCUGCUGCCGGCAUGCCUGCACUCGGUGCCGCUGGCGCACAAUGUGGCGCUGCUGCUGCGCCGGCUCGUGGUCAAGGUGUCGCUGAAGGCGCUGACGGAUGUGGCGCUGGCGGAAGUGGUGGUGCGGGCGGUGCGCGACGUUGGCCGCAUGGACGAGGAGUUCGAGGGUCGCGACCUGCUGCUGGAGGACCUGUACGACCUCCUCAACAAGGUCGCCGUCAAGGCGCUCGCCAGCAACCACACCAUGCAGAGCGCGGUGGACAUCCACCAGCAGCUGCGGUACGUGGCGGGCGGUGCGCGGGGGAGGGGCGCGGCGGGCGUGCGCCGGCUGGCACGCGCAGCUGAGGCCGCGCUCUUCGCCGCGCAGCUCGACCACCUGGAGGCGCACCUCGACCACUGCUACGCCACGCACAACAAACACACCAACUAUUUUGCCAACGUGCUGGGCGGCGCGGAGAGCGGACGCGCGCGCUCCGAACUGUGCGCGCGCUACAGCGGCACGCUGGCCCGCGCGCUCGCCUUCCUGCUGGCCCGCUCGCCGCGCGCCGCGCUGCACGCCGAGGAGCCGGGCGCGGCGGGCGUGCGCCGGCUGGCACGCGCAGCUGAGGCCGCGCUCUUCGCCGCGCAGCUCGACCACCUGGAGGCGCACCUCGACCACUGCUACGCCACGCACAACAAACACACCAACUAUUUUGCCAACGUGCUGGGCGGCGCGGAGAGCGGACGCGCGCGCUCCGAACUGUGCGCGCGCUACAGCGGCACGCUGGCCCGCGCGCUCGCCUUCCUGCUGGCCCGCUCGCCGCGCGCCGCGCUGCACGCCGAGGAGCCGCUCUUCCGCCGGCUGCUCGACACGCUCCUGCUCGGAGCGAGCGGGUCGGGCGAGCAGCGCGCCAAGUGGUGGGCGGGGUGGGGAGCGGAGUGCGCGGCGCAGCUGCAGGAGCUGUUCUGGUGGGCGGCCAGCCCGGCGGCAGGCGCGCGCGCGCUGCAGCCGGCGCUGCUGCGGGCGCUGUACCGCGCGCCGCGGGCCGCCCUCGCCCACCUCGCGCCCAAGGAUCCCACGGGCAUGCAUAAGCUAUCGGCGUACCUGCUGAUCAUGCUGCAGCACGUCCACGCCGCAGGCGACGCGGGUGGCGCGGGCGUGGAGCUGGCCAUCACGGACUGGGCGCGCGACUGGGCGGUGGCCACGCAAGCCGGCCUGCCCGAGCGGAUGCCGUGCGACGCGCUGCCCGCGGAGGCGGAGCGCUUCCUCGCCGAGGACGAGGAGCGCUGGACUAAGGCCAGCACCGGGCCGCGCCAGCGCGCCGCCGUCGGCAAAGCGGUGUUCACGCGCGAGGGUCUGGCGGCGCGGUGCACGGAGAGCGCGAUGGCGGUGACGCGGCGCGUGGUGGAGGCGCAGAACUGCGAGCGCAAGCAGUUCCUGGAGCACCUGCGUCGCGCGCACGCCGCCGCCGCGCUCGCCGCCGCGCGCUGGCGCCGCCUCAUCGACACGCACACGCACGAGCGCGGCGUGUGGCACAACCCUAGCGGCUGGCCGGCGGCGUGGCAGCUGGACAGCACGGAGGGGCCGGGACGAAUCCGCGUGCGGCUGCGGCGCGCACACCUGCGCAUCCCCGCGCGCUGCUUCCAGCCCCACGCGCGCUACAAGGCCGAGGUUGCUCUGCAGCCGGGACCGCUGCGCAGCGUGCUGGGGCCGCUGCUGAGCGGCGCGCGGCACGGCGGGCUGGCGGCGCGGCUGCAGCCCACCGAGAGCGUGGCUUUCAUGGCGCGCGUGCACCACGUCACCGUCGACCGCGAGACCAGCGGCGAGCUGCUGCUCAGCGACCGGUCCGCCGUAGCUCUGGAAUUGCUCCCCGGGAUGGGUGACAACGCUGCGGAAUGCAGUAUCGGAUACUGGGCGCUGGGCAGCGUGGCGCGCGUGUGCCCGCGCCGCUGGUGCCUGCAGGAGCGCGCCGCCGAGCUGUUCCUGCUGUCGGGGCACGCGCACCUGCUGGCCUUCGCCGCCACCGCCGAGCGCGAUGCCUUCCUGCGCGCGCUCGACGCCGCACAUCUGCCCAACAGAACCGAGCAGGAGAGUCUUUCGGACGUGAUGAACCAAUGGCGUAACGGCACGAUCACCAACUGGGAAUACCUGAUGGCGCUGAACGGGCUGGCUGGACGCUCCUACAACGACCUGAUGCAGUACCCCGUGCUGCCGUUCAUCAUCGCCGACUACACCUCCAAGAUGCUGGACCUGCACGAGCCCGCCUCCUUCCGCGACCUCAGCAAGCCCAUGGCCGUGCAGAACAAGAAGAGGGAGCAACACUACAUCAACACGUACAACGACCUGAAGGCGGCGCGGCGCGAGGGCUGCAGCCCGCUGCUGUCGCGGCAGCCGCACCACUACGCCUCGCUCUACUCCAACUCGGGCGGCGUGCUGCACUACCUCGUGCGCGUGCCGCCCUUCACGGAGCUCUUCCUCAACUACCAAGACAACAACUUCGACAUGCCGGACCGCACGUUCCACUCGUUGGCGACGACGUGGCGCCUCAUCACGCACGACUCCCCCACCGACGUCAAGGAGCUCAUCCCGGAGCUCUUCUACCUGCCCGAGAUGUUCUACAACGAUGAAGGGCUGGAGCUGGGCGUGCGGCAGUGCGGCGCGCGCGUCGACGCGGUGGAGCUUCCGCGCUGGGCGGCGGACGCGCGCCUCUUCACGCUGGCGCACCGGCAGGCGCUCGAGGCUCCGCUCGUCACCGAGCGCCUGCCGCUCUGGAUCGACCUCGUCUUCGGCUACAAGCAGACCGGCCAGGCCGCCGUCGACGCCAUCAACGUCUUCCCCGCCUGCACUUACUACGGCUUCGACCCGAGCGUGCACGAGGACGAGGUGGACCGCACGGCGGCGCAGGCCAUGGUGCGCACGUACGGCCAGGCGCCGCGCCAGCUGCUGCGCGCGCCGCACCCACACGCCGCGCCCGACCUCGCGCCGCGCACGCAGGUACGCACGCGCACGCGCACGCUCACCACCGCGCGCUCCAACACACCGCAAGUAUAUCCACUGCACGUUGCGUUCGUGUGCCGGCAGACGGAGGUGAUGGCGGGAGUGUCCGGCGUGCGGUGGGGGCGCUACUGCGGCUCGCUGGAGCUGGGCGCGCCCGCGGUGGCCGCGCGCCGUCAGCUGGCCGCCGCAGCGCGCCUCGUGCCGCUGCCCGCGCCGCACGUGCGUGCCGCCGCCGCCUGCGCACACCACUGCGCACCUCUGCCCUACGAGGAGGGGCCCGGAGGCGGUGCGGGGGGCGGGCUGGCGCUGCUGACGUGGGGCCACGCUGACGGCGCGCUGCGACUGCGCACGCGCCGCGACGCCGCUCCCGUACCUCUGCUGCACCUGCCGCCACUCGAACGAGUAACUCAGGUGAGCACAUGCUGCACGGUGGGGUCGUGGUCGUGGCCCGCCUUCGUGGGACUGUCUUCGGGGCGCGUGCUGGCGCUGCGGCCUGCGGGCACGACCGGCGGGGCCGGCGCGCGCUGCUCCGUGCGCCAGCUGCUGGCACACCGCGCGCCCAUCGCCGCCCUCUGCGUGUGCGCGCGCGCCACGCUGCUCGUCUCCGCCGACACCACCGGCCUGCUGCUGCUGUGGGACCUCAACCGGCUGUCGUACAUCCGCACGCUGCCGAACCGCGAGCGGCUGCCGGUGACGCAGGUCGCGGUGAGCGAGACGCUCAGCGACGUUGCGUCCGUACACGAGUUGCAACCUGCCGAGCACACCACCGAGCACACCACCGAGCACACCGCCGAGUGUGCGGAGGCCGCGCCCGAGGACGGCGAGGCGGACGGCGACGCUUACGAGCGGGACGCGCCGCACAAGUACCAGUCGCUCAUCCGCGUGCACACCGUCAACGGACGCUUUGUUGGCAGCGUGAAAGUGUCGGAAGUGGUGACUUGCAUCUGCUACUCGAACGCGCCGGAGGGCGCCAGCGUGAACUGCAUCGCGGCCGGCCUGCGCUCCGGCGAGGUGCGCCUCUACAGCAGCUGGGACCUGCAGCUCGUGCGCACCCUGCCCGCGCCCCAAGCAGCGCCCGCGCCGCUGCUCAGCUUGUCGUACAGCGAGGACUCGCUGGUGCUGUUCGCGGCGCACGCGGGCGGGCUGCUGCUGGCCUGGGAGGCGCCGCAUGCACGCGCGCACCCGCCGCGCAUCGUGCUCGCCACCGCCCUGCUCUGACGCGACACCUCACACACCUCUGCCUCACCUCUAAUUGUGCCAAAACAAUCUUAAAAACAUAUCCAAAAUAUUAAGUAUAUGUUUUAACUUUUACAUAUAAAAUAAAAAAAGUACACUAGUGGAGUGGAACAUGAUGUAUGUACUGUGUAAAUCUUGUAAUUUAUCAUGACAAAUACUUAUAAUAAUUGUAUGUAUUCUAUAUCUUAAUAUGAACCGGAGUCUUCCCGAUAAGCAAUAUUUAGUGAGUCCGUUUGAUAGUACGCCCCGUAUACAAUAUAGUUAUAUACAUUUAUGUUAUUCUACUACUAUUUAAAUAUUGUAAAUAUGGUAAUGUUUAGUUUUGUCCAUUAAUAAAUUGUUUUAUUUUGUAUUGAGUGAUAUCCAUCCAACCGCCGGCGCAUAUCACUGCUCGGAAACUACUUAUUUAGGCAGAUAAGAUAUUUUCCUCUGCGAUAAUCGGAUAAUUGUUAACCUUAUUUUCCGGUAACUGUUCCAGUCUCAUAUUAUAAUAUACCUCCGAUCAAAGUAAUCAUUUAUUUUAUUAUCACAAACUUAGAUAAUAGUAAAGAAAUAUUU